Messenger RNA from Morone saxatilis (striped sea-bass), 6061 nucleotides. RefSeq names its product alpha-(1,3)-fucosyltransferase 4-like. Bases 4671 to 5849 code for a protein of 392 amino acids. Gene Ontology annotation, molecular function: alpha-(1->3)-fucosyltransferase activity. Gene Ontology annotation, cellular component: membrane. The transcript has a single exon. The record is from RefSeq and is a predicted model, not a curated record. NCBI's taxonomy places the organism in Eukaryota, Metazoa, Chordata, Actinopteri, Moronidae.
UUCACCAAAAAUAACACAAGAAUUUGCCAUAGAUAAUAACGCCUCUUUCACUGCAAGUGUGUGGAUACAAAGGUAGGCAUUUUUGUGCUUUGAAUUAGCUCAACUUUCAGGCCAUUACUUGAUUUGAUUUGAAGCUGUUUGUGUGUCCCCCUUCUACAGUAUGAAUGGUGCUCAGUGCUCUCUACUGAUAUGUAGUCUCAAUAGCUUUGCCUUAUUUUAUACUUCAUUUAUGGACAUAAUACAGUGAAUUAAAGACUGGCUUUAGUUUGGGCCUGACACCUGGUCACAUGCUUUUAAUAAAAUGUACUGAAUUACACUGUAUACAACAAAUAACAACCACUGGUUAAAGCAUUUUACUGUGAUAAAAGCAGCAUGAUUCAGGUCGCUAUCUGUGUCAGUUACUAAUUCUUUUUUAAACAUGAGCAACUGUCUGCAUUAUGACGUACAUAAUUAUUACUUUUUAAGACAAAAAUACUGCAUAUGAAGCGAUAGAUCCUGUGUUUAAUCCUGUCAUUUUGUUCCCUUUCCGCCAUGUUAAUCAGUGUUUCCUUGGCUUGGCCUGCAUGACUUGUGAUGCUACCUAUCAUUAAGCCAAACCAGAAAUACAGGUCUGAGAUAAUCCGUACAGGUUCAGUAGCUCUGCAGUGUGUCCGUGUGUUUGUAUAGUUUUCUCUCACUCUCACACAAAGAAAACACAGCUAAAAGGAUCAUGAUACAUUGUUGUGCCACUGAUAUUACUAUGAAACAGUCAACAAUAUCUUGUCAAUAAGGAGAAGUGGAAGUAGCUCCAAAAGGCGUCGUAAUUGUAUUGGGAAAUGUUCUAUAAUUAUUGAACACUGUUGACUUUUUACUUUGGAUAUUAAACGCAACGGUUUAAUGUUUCAAAUAACGUAAGGUGAUACUUUGUUAUGUCAUUUAUUGUGUCAACAUGCACAUCCAGCAGAAAUACUGUAGCAGCGGUGUUAGACAUGAACAUUACAACCAUAUAACAUUACUUUGCAAACAAAUAACCUUUACAAUAUUUCUUCCCUCCCUAAAAGUUUUUAAUACUCAGCCAUUCAAAGGAUGCCAUGAAGGACAUUUUACUGAAACAAAAAAAAGAAAGAAAUGCAGCUCUUGAAUCAUCACGCACUGAAAAAGAAAACAUGAAAUGGACUUCAUCUUAGCUCUCACAUAAAACACAUAACAACAGAAUCAUGUUUAAUCUCUCUAAUUUCUGCUUCACGCAUGACUCUACCAAUUAAUUUCUGUACACAGUCCCUCCACAUUUAAUGCAAGAAUGUAUCCGGUAAAUUAAGUAAUAUCACCUUAAUGCAAACGUUGCCUUUAACAUUACAAAUCAGUCCAUUUUGCACUGCCAGACGCUCCUCUCAGACUCUCUGAAUUUCGGGACACAGUAUCUCCAUAAGGAUUUGAUUGCAGCUUCAUAGACUCUGGAUUACUUUGAAGCAGUAGGGGGUACACAGUGUAAGUCGGAACAAGCAAGAGUCUGAGUUAUCAAUCCACCUACAAAUUAUCGUGUUCCUGCUACAGAGGCUCAUGCAUGCCUGACAUGAAUGACAUGAGAGGAGUCUUUUUUAUUACACUCUAUGGUAAAAUUAGAGAGGAUGAAAUAAAUUGUUCCUGACAAGGACAGCAAUAGGAACAUGUUGGAGCCCACACAUUUUAGCCUUUAAAAAUCCUCAUCAGUUCAUGUACAUUUGGUUUAAAGUUUAAAUAUACAGAAAUAACCACACAUUCUUUGUGUCAGUGCCAUUAUACAACUAGAUCUUAUACCCCGACAGAGCUACAGGGUAUAAAAUAAAACAGCCUUUCUGUCCUUUAGCUUUCCCACUAUUUCUCUGUUUGUGUCCCUUUUCCUCCUGCUCAUUGACUCUGCCUGCAAGGUGCUUUUAGCGGGCCUUGUGUGGCCGGGUUGGAGAUGGAUGUGUGGCCCUUGGGAGCCGCAGGCAGAGAGCAACACUGAUCAUGUCAGACAGGCUGGGGAGGCUGCAUAAGAUCAUCAUCACCCAGCAGUGGAGUGAAUCGCCGCAGUGGCACUUUCACACAACCUCUGACCUUUGUGGUAACCUCUGAGGUCAUGAUCAAGGUCAGGGGUCAGCGAGGGCCUCUGUGAUCAGGGAGCUCACAAGCCCCUCCUGCCUGUUUCCUCCUCUUUUUCUCUCUACGUUUUUUCCCUUCGUUUUUUUCCCCCUUGCUCUUGUCCCUCAUCUUCUAUCUGUUUGUCUAUCGCUCACACUCUCCUUCACCGGGCAGGACCAAUUGAGACAUCCCAUCCCCUGGGAGUGCAAAAAGGAAAGCAAGAGAAAAUCAAUAGGGAAGAUGAGUGAAGACCUGGGGGUCCCAUCAAAAACUGAAUGCUUCUCUCUGUGCUGGUAUGAUUCACACACACACAAAAGCACGUACAGAUAGACAGUGGUAUUACUUUUGACAAACAGGAAGAUAGAAGUAAACAUGGGCUUGGAAACAGUACAAAACUAGAGACAAAGAUGUGUAAUGUCUACGAAAUAUGUUGUUUUCUUGUGCAUUCCACUUACAUUGUCCAUAUAAAGUGACCUGAGAAGCCCUUGUGUCAGUUUUUCCAUCCUCCCGGCAUGUACACAUGCUGCAGUGAUGUUUGAAAAAGAGGAAGAUGUAAUAUUGAUCCCUCCAUGAAGAUUUUUCAAGGUCUGCAACAGCACACGAAAGAGCUUGAUGACAAAAGAAAGUUCUUUUUCGAGCAAGAGAGAAGAGUAAAGAUGAAGCAAACAUAAAUGCCAAGCUUUGUGUAUCACCCUGGUUGUAAUUUGAGCUGAACAAAAUGUCACCAUAUCGGCAAUCAGAGUAACUUUAAUUAUAGCACAAUUCCAGCAACAUUUGCAUGGUUGUGUGCUGCCUAGAAAGGAAGAAAAAAAGGACUAAACAAGAGAGAGCUGAAGGAAGACAAACAAAACCCAUUCCUAUGUGUCAUUUCCUGACCUCGGCCACCUCUGCUAUUUCUGAGGAAAGACAUACAUGUGUUUAUAAUGUUGAGCCUCACCAUGUAUCCAUAACUUAUGAGUUUGCCGUGCUUCUUCCCAACUCAAGAUAACCCCGGGCAGGACAUUAAAUGAUUGGCUGAAAAUAGAACUGUUCAGAUGAAAGGGAGGAUAAAUAAUGCAGAAAGAAUACAAAACCUCUUAUGGGGAUAACUAGUCACACACACGCAGGCACGCACACAAACACACAAAGAAGAUUUCUAUUUUUUUUUGCUCCAUGGUGAAGAAAAGUGAAUGGAUGUAACAGGAAGGAGGAGGACCCAGUGGAGACACACAUGCUUCUUGCUUCAUCUCCUCCCACUCCUCCUUGUCUGCCAUUUUUUUCCACUCACAUUCAGACUUCAUGACAUACUCUGUGUCUGUGGGGAGGAAUAAUGUUGUCCCAGUCACGCCGUGUUUUUCCUGCCCACCAGAGAUGAGACACAACACACAGUGCAGGAUUUCCAGACCCGCCGCCUCAUCAUUUUUUCAUUACUUGUGAUCAGAAUGCGUUCGACCUGGAUGGCUGAUCCUUUUACGCAGAGAGUAAUGUGUCACUGUCUGACUGUGUUGUUUUUUAUUCCUUUAUUUGUUUAGGGUUAGAUCACCAAAUUAAAAAACUGUGAGUCAUUUAUUAAGAUUUCUGGUUAGAGGGUGUUGCAAUGCUGGGUCAUAUCUAAUAAAUAAAACAUUCAAGACAAACCUUUUCAAAGCCCCGCUGCUGCCUGCCUAAUUUACAGCUGAAAUGUUUAUUCAUUGGCCAAAUUAAACAUGCAUGUUUUGAGAAAAAUCCAAAUGUCUCUGCACCGCACAGGCUGCACAGGAGACCUCACAGGGCAGCUUUCUGCUUGUGUAGGGAGACACCUAGUGGUGAAUAACACGUGUAGCGUUUGUAUAGAGAUAAAUGGGAGAUUGAGGUUGCUCUAUCCUGGUUUAUUAACUUGAUAUGUAUAAAAAGAUUCUUUUAGUCAGUCCAUAAAAUCUAAGUAACUAUUUGCUGAUUAAUUUAGAGUGAGUUUACUGGCCAGAAAAACUCCAAAAUUAGGCUCCAGUAAUGCCAUUUCUCCAAACUCCCCCUCUGAUUUGACCCUCUGGCCUCCAUCCUGGGUGAAUAUGCCUUUAUACAAACAGAGUCAUUUACAAGCUAAAUGAAAAAUAUGUCUUGUUCUUUUAAAAAAUGACCUCUGCUUAUUCCAUCAGCAGGACACCGCGCCCAGGGCCAAAGUGUUUACUCAACCUAAAAGAGCCUGGGAGGCCAGCAGGCCUCACAAAAGCGCCUUUCACCGGUAACAGGACCCUGGACCAACGCUGCCACGUCAAAUUUUUUUGGCGCAUACAGCACUGCUGCAAAUGUGUUUACUUUAACUCUGUUUGGACCAAGACGACAGGGUGACAUAAGCUGACACCACUGAAGAACAUGUAGGACAGGCGACAACAAUGGCAAGUUUGGUAGACCAUUGCAGGCUCCAUUGUUUAACCGGACGCAUUCCUUAUCUCUCCUGAAUGUUAAAGUAGGACAUUAAGGUGUGCCAGCCGGCUGCAGCGGACGCAGGGACGGAGGGACCACUUUUCCUGAAAAAAAGUUUUAAUACAAGUGCAGCGGACAAAAAAAGGAACAAAACAUCAUGUGUACGAGGUUUUAAGUGUGGGGGGACUGCAGGGUGAAGGGCGUCGAUGGGAGUUGUGGCUCAGUGGAGAGCAACGGGCCGCUCCACGAUAACUGCGCACAGAGCAAACAGCCGCUCAGGUUCGUCCCAGCGGGAAAAAUGUUGUGCACUUGUUCUCAAAAGGACCUGCUCCUCUGUGUGCGCGGCCACCGUCGGUUUCUUGUUGUUCCUGGGACUCUGCCUACUCCACCUACCGGACCCGGUCACGCUGGUACCGAUGGUCUCUGAGGAGAACCGCGCGGUGACGCUCCUGAUAUGGACGUAUCCUUUCGGUCGGUACCGCAAACUUCCGGACUGCUUUGCGCUCUAUCAGAUCGGCGGGUGCACGCUCACCGACGACUGGCGCGCGUACCCGGAUGCGGACGCCGUGAUCAUCCACCACCGGGAGGUUGCCACCGGCAGCGCCGAUCUACCACCGGAACCGCGGCCACGUGCGCAAAAGUGGAUAUGGAUGAACUACGAGUCCCCCUCGCACACGUCCAGUCUGUGGCGUUUUGAGGAUGUUUUCAACCUCACAAUGACCUACCGGACAGACUCAGAUAUAUUCCUGCCGUACGGGUAUCUGGUCCCCAAUGAACACAGAACCAGGGGUCUCCAGAACCGCUUUGCGCACCCGCUCCACACACCCCCGCGCUCACACCGCCCCCGGCCCCGCCUCCUGGCCUGGGUCAUCAGCAACUGGUCGGAGUCUCAUGCUCGUGUGGCCUUCUACCACCAGCUCCGCCGGUACAUCCAGGUGGAUGUGUUCGGCCGCGCCGGCCGGCCGUUACCAAAGGACAGCGGCGGCGGCAGCGUGGUGCGGCUGCUCGGACGUUACCACUUCUACCUGGCGCUGGAGAACUCGCAGCACACCGACUACAUCACGGAGAAACUGUGGAACGCAGUGCGGGCCGGAGCCGUCCCGGUGGUCCUGGGUCCGUCCAGGCAGAACUAUGAGCGCUUCCUGCCUCCAGAGGCCUUCAUCCACGUGGACGACUUCCCCACAGCGCGAGAACUGGCCCGGUACCUGCUGAUGCUGAGGCGCAACCCGGCCCGGCUGAGGCGGCACCUGGACUGGAGAGGGAGCUACAGCGUGCAGCAGCCCACCUUCUGGGGUGAACACUACUGCACGGCCUGCAGGGCGGUGAGGAGGACCAGAGGCAGGACUGAUGUGGUCAAAGACUUGAGACGCUGGUUUCACUCGUGAAGACACCUGAAGCUGCAGAACUGAACUGAUGAUAAAGCUGAAAGCGUAACCAGACUCACUCCCCACCUGAUGAUCUUUCAAAGUUUACAACAGAAAUCUAUUUAUAAUCGACCAUGAUUGUUUAAUUUAUGACUUCAAUUAGACUGUGAUAACUGAGAAUGAUGAAUUUUGACUGAUUUUGAUUGAUUGAGUAAAGUUAUUUUUCCUAUGAA